UGUGAAGUAAACACGGACUCACGUGGUGGAGAAGAUCCAGCUGCACUCUAAGUUUUCCAGUGAGUGUUUAGGGAGAUGUGCGCGCGUGUUUAAGCGCUUAUAAAGACUAAUAGUGGAGAUGAUCCGAUAAAAUAUUACAAAUAUUCAGAUUUUCGCACAGAAGAUGAAGAAGCUGAACUAGAGUUUGUUCUAAAGGCUGAGAGACCAAACCGGUCAAAGACGUCAUGGCAGGUAGAGGCCGAGGACGAAGCCUCUUUACCUUUAACGUGGACUCUCUGGGUUUUGGAAGAGGAGAAGCUUUACCCGCCAGUGCCCAUGCCCCCUCACCACUCUACCCUCCGAUGCAGUUCAGGCCGGUUCCGCUGCACACGGGCGAGGAGGUGGACUACAUGCUGGCUCUUAAACAAGAACUCAGAGCCUCCAGCAAGAACCUGCCGUUCUACAUCCGCACAGCCAGAUCAAAGAAAGAUGUGGACCGUUACUCUGAUAAAUACCAAACAGGAGAACCAAAGAACAACAGCAUAGAAUGGAGCCCAGAUUGGAGUCGACUGCCUAAAGAGUUAUGCAUCAAGGUGCAGAAGCCACGCAAAGGAAAGGCCAGGCCAAUAGUGAGGCCUAAAAUAAAACCUCCUGCCUGUAAAGAAGAACUCAUCCAAAAACUAGAGACCCUGGAAAAGAAGGAGGAGGAGCACCAUUCUGAGAAUGAAGAAGAUGAAGAGAAAAAGAAGAAAACAGGAGAGGAAGAGGGAGAGUCUGAAGUAGGGGAAGAAUAUGACGAAGAAGAAUUUGAGGAGGAGACAGACUACAUCAUGUCUUACUUUGACAACGGUGAAGACUUCGGAGGAGAUAGUGAUGACAAUAUGGAUGAAGCCACCUACUGAAAACCUCUUAGAGAACAUUUUAUUUUUUCCUGAUCUCUAACACAGGACGUGUUUGUGAGCUGAACUGAGCGAUGAGCUGCUCUUGCUGCUGUACUGUUUAGUAAACACGUUUCAGGACCUGAACACUGAAUGCUGCCUUUAGCUUUAUGGCUGCCAAAACCCAGUGCUGCUAUGACAUUGCUGCUAUUUUAUUGAUACUAAGUGCAGUCCAGUUACAUGACAUAUACAGCACGAGACAUCUAACACAAUCUCUAUGGCUGAUUUUUGCUGAUCUGGCAGUGUUCGGCCACUUAAAACCUUGAAAAGAGGACAUUACAUCAGGGAGCUGUAAUUUAAUGUGUGGUUCAAAUUGUUUUUGAAGCCUGCAGACAAUCUUUGGCAACAUGUAUUUUUCUGUAGUAAUAUAAUGAAUAAGCUUGAAGUGCUAACCUGUAACUUGAUUUGUCUGGGUGGAAGAAGAUUAAGAGCUUUACCAACAAUCACUACAUAAAUCAUCCAGCAGAGGGCGCACUGUGCCUGGGGAAUAGAGGUCCACCAACACUCACUCACUUGAAUAUAAAAUUUGGUGUGGCUUUGUCUGGUACUGAAUGUUUUACUGGUUUGAUGAAGGGGUCUGGUUACUUCAUUCAUUCCAUACAUCAAUACCUGUGCCAUAAUAAACUGCCUUUGUUUUAAUGCA
Colossoma macropomum (tambaqui) is the source of this 1560-nucleotide messenger RNA. It is a transcript of the gene polr3gla, whose product is annotated as RNA polymerase III subunit GL a. Gene Ontology annotation, cellular component: RNA polymerase III complex. The record is from RefSeq and is a predicted model, not a curated record. Lineage: Eukaryota; Metazoa; Chordata; Actinopteri; Characiformes; Serrasalmidae. The transcript is spliced from 8 exons. Gene Ontology annotation, biological process: transcription by RNA polymerase III. Bases 225 to 881 code for a protein of 218 amino acids.